Molecule: messenger RNA, 3127 nt
Organism: Periophthalmus magnuspinnatus
Lineage: Eukaryota; Metazoa; Chordata; Actinopteri; Gobiiformes; Gobiidae
Gene: pard6b
Product: par-6 partitioning defective 6 homolog beta (C. elegans)
Exons: 4
Coding region: 233-1450 (405 amino acids)
Biological process (GO): centrosome cycle; regulation of cellular localization; establishment or maintenance of cell polarity
Cellular component (GO): apical plasma membrane; nucleus; cell cortex
Molecular function (GO): protein kinase C binding
Source: RefSeq, a predicted model, not a curated record
GAGCUCCAGGACUCAACGGGACCAGGACGAGCUCCAACCCGGACUUUACGCACCGAGCUCGGGCUGUCAGGCGCCGCUCCAGCCGGGGACACAUCCAGCGGGGCGGAGGGGACUUCCACACGGACACGGGACCCACCGGAACCGCUUCUGGACCGAGACCCGCGAGUUUGACCGGGUUUGACCGGGACUCACCGGGACUGACCGAGUCGAAGGCGCAGCGGAGCCAAAAAACAUGAACAAACCCCACCGGGCGCCCAGCAGCCGAGCCCUGAGCGCCGUGGAGGUCAAGAGCAAGUUCGGGGCAGAGUUCCGGCGGUUCUCUCUGGACCGGUCCAAACCAGGCCGUUUUGAUGAGUUCUACGGGCUCUUGCAGCACGUGCACCGCAUCCCCAACGUGGAGGUGGUGGUCGGAUAUGCCGACGUCCAUGGUGACCUUCUGCCAAUCAACAACGACGACAACUACCACCUCGCCAUCGCCACAGCAACGCCACUGCUGCGCCUCUUUCUGCAGAGGAAAGAGGAUUCGGACUACUCUGCGUUCGGCUCUGACCCUCUGAACCGUAAGAAGAACCCGGUUCUGUCGGCGGUUCUCCUUCGUCCAGACUCUCACCGUAAGAAGCCUCCUGUGGUCAUCAGCCUCCCUCGAGACUUCAGACCGGUCUCCUCCAUCAUCGAUGUGGACAUCCUCCCUGAGAGCCACCGCCGCGUCCGUCUGUACAAACACGGUCAGGAGAAACCACUGGGCUUCUACAUCAGGGACGGCUCCAGCGUCAGAGUCACCGCCCAGGGCCUUGAGAAGGUCCCCGGAAUCUUCAUCUCCAGAAUGGUCCCCGGAGGACUGGCCGAGAGCACCGGCCUGCUGGCAGUCAACGACGAGGUGCUGGAGGUGAACGGCAUCGAAGUCGGAGGAAAGAGCCUCGAUCAGGUCACAGACAUGAUGAUCGCCAACAGCCAUAACCUGAUCAUCACAGUGAAACCAGCCAAUCAGAGGAACAACGUGGUGCGGAGCCGAGAGGCUGGGGCAGCGUCCGGGAGCUCGGGGCGGUCCUCCGACAGUGGCGCCAGUUUCUACGGUUACGGCGGCGGAUACAGCAGCUUAGGGGUCAACUCUGGCCCCGCCCACAUCAUACAGAACUUCCCUGUGGGGGAGCUAGAGAGUGACGAGGAGGAGGACGUGGUGAUCGAGGCCGGAGCGGAGCAAGAACCAAACGUCCCGAGAUACGAGCCGCACCUGAACCUGCGACGUGACCCCGUGACCUCUGCGACCUCUGAUCCUGCCAUCUCUCACCCUUCUGCUUGGGCCAUCUCCUCCCCUGCCACCUCCAAUGGGACCCUGACCUCCAGCGCUAGCCUGGGCAGUUUAACCACAGCGGCGGCUAACGGCUCCUCUUCCCACAGAGCACGAGAGAGGCGGAGCUUGGAGGAGGAUGGGACAGUGAUCACGCUCUGAGACUCUGGACCAAAACAAGUAUGCAACAAAACAUCUGGACCGAACAUCUGCAACAAACAUCUGGAACAAACAUCUGCAAUGAACAUCUGUCAGUAACAUCUGUAAGAUCUGAUCUGAGCAGUUUCACUUUAGGUCAUAGACUGAAGUGUGAUGUCACCCCCAGCGCCAAAUGAAGCUCUGGCUAUAAUGGAGCAGUGGAUAAUCUGGAAGAGGGAUGUAAUAACCGAAUAUGGUGAUAUUGUGUCGUCAAAAAUCUCCCAAUAAUAUCAACGGCUUUCAGAACGUGUCGAAUAAGUUUCUUUGAUUAAAUUCAGAUUAAAAAAAACCUACAUAGACCAUGAUCCUUUGCUUUCGUCAGUGCAGACUAGAUGAAGACAUUAAGAACUUUUUAAUCUUAGUUUUUGGGGUUUAUAAAUGAACCCCACCCAAUUUUUUAAGUUAUAAAACAACCAAAGCCUUGUCAAGGCAUUUUAAAAAUAAACAGAUUCACAAUUUUAUUGUUUCCACAAAACAUCAUGAUAAAGAUGGUGCUGUGAGACAUCUGUGUCUUUACAUCUGAUCAGGAGCAAGGGAGAAGAAGGUAACGCCCUGCCCCAGUCGAUGGAGCCGUGCCACGCCCACACUAAUGUCCUGUUUGUAGCGUGGCAGUUAGCGUAUUAGCGUGUUAGCUAUGUCCUCUUAUAUACAGUCUGUGGUUUUUACGUUUGUUUAGGUCUGAGCUGCUGUUUCUUAAAGUGACAUUCCUCUCUGUAGCAGACUUGCCUUAUUUCAACUUAAAUCAUGCUGAACAGUUUAAAACAUUUAAAAAAGUCAAACUAGAUGAUAAAACCAGUCCACAAACAGUAGCCAGAAAAUGAAAUAAAUGUACAAACUGCUCAGAUACAGACAGAGAGUUCUGACAGAGACACAGAGCAGCGGGAGUGACGGGUUUAUCAGGGAUCAUUCUCACAAACUUGUUUUAUUUUGUAUUUUUUAACAAUGGGAAAAUUGAAAAGCAGAUUUACUUUGACCUCCACAGCACUGUCAUGCAUUUCAUAUAUACACACUAGACAUCCCUGUGUGUCAGAUGCCCUCCCAUCCUCCCGCUGUGUGUCAGAUACCCUCCCCUCCUCUUAUACUCUCACUUUGAGCAUUUGCAAUAACUGUGUGACCUUUUAAAAAAUCCAGGUCCAGUUUUGGUCCUGACAUUUUAUCUCGAUUCACUGAACGUUUUAAUCAUGUUUUGUUUCUUUACUGUAAAAGUUUGAUAUAUUUUUAUAGUGUUGAUUUUUGGACCACUUCAGUUUGAACCUUAAACUGCACAAUGUUUUCAGACAGAGCAAUGUGCAGCUGUGCCUGUGGCUGCGACUGUGACUGAGCUCAAAUCACAAAUGUGAACGCGAUUCUGACUUUUAUUUUCCAUUUUAUACUUUUUGUUUUCAAGUUUGUUGGACCAGUGUAAUAAUAAUAAUAAUAAUAAUAAUUGUAUUCUGUUGAAUGAAAAGUGAUACAGCACUGGUUUUCUGUUAAAAGUUGUUGGUCUAGCCCUUGUUUAGUCCUGGUCUAGUCUGGGUCUAGUCCUUGGUCUUGUUUGCCAUUAGUUUGUUGAGGAAUGUGUUCAGGUCAGAUUAAUAAUUGACUUCAUGAAGCUGGAAAAGUUUUUAUUGAAAAAGACACAAGGUGUUUGUUGGAAUAUAU